AUGUCAACGGCACAUCUACCUCCAGCGAUGCGAACAAAUGUUCCAGAUCAACAGUCAACUGUGCAGAAGUUACUCGAUGAAAACUCAAGGCUGAUCGAUAUUAUACAGGAAUAUUUAAAUCAGAGCCGUGCUGACGAAGCCAUCAAACACCAACAACUUUUACAUCGGAACUUGUUACAUCUUUCAAAUCUCGCAGACCCAUUCCUUCUAAGCCAGCUGAAAGAUGAUGGUACCGCUGCUGCCGCUCUUCCAGAUCCUAACCAACAACAGCCUCAACCCGGAGCUUCUGGUCCUCCGGCACCACAUCUCCAACAACAACAACCACAACAUUCACCACAACAAGGCCAUCCACAUCCUCAACAAGGACUUCCUGCCGCUCACCAUCGUCAACAAAUGAUGCCACCACAGGCGGCACCAAGUCCAGGUGGUCCAAUGCAGCCGCCUCACGGAUUUGCUCCUCCGCCAAUGGGUGGUGGUGUACCACCCGAGAUGAUGAAUCAUCAAGCUUAUCAAGCACAAAUGCGGCAGCAGCAACAACAGCCUAAUGGACAAGCUCCGCCACCUGUGUAUCCACCGUUUGGACAGCCAGCACCGCAGAUGAGUGGACAGCGAAUGCCUUAUCCUUACCCGCCGCAAGGAAUGCCUGGAUAUCCUGGAGGUCCACCACCACCACCACACGGAUACGAAGGAUAUCCUCCACCAGGAGCCCAGCCAGGAUACAUGCGAUAAUCGACAGAUCUCCAACUCCAAAAUUUCACCAAAUUGUCAAACAUAACAUCUCAUUCCUUUGUCUCACUUUGAUAUGUACUAACUGAAUCAUUAAAUUAUUGUGAUUGUAUGUUUUUUUUUCGAUGUGAGAAAAGAAAAGAAUCAUUGAUCUUGAGCACCAAUUAACAAUAAAUGCAACUAUUAU
This is a messenger RNA of Caenorhabditis elegans, 913 nucleotides long. It is a transcript of the gene ZK973.9, whose product is annotated as SS18 N-terminal domain-containing protein. Bases 28 to 729 code for a protein of 233 amino acids. Lineage: Eukaryota; Metazoa; Nematoda; Chromadorea; Rhabditida; Rhabditidae. The transcript is spliced from 3 exons. The record is from RefSeq and is marked reviewed.